UCUGUCAAUGUCGACUUGUGCUGUUUUAAUGGUUUUGUAGAAAGUAUUGUUCUGGGUAGCAAAUAAGAGGUCUGUCAGGGUUUGUUAUUGUUUCGCCAGCUGGCCUCUGUCGGCGUAGCUAGCAAGAUUAGCUAACCGGCCAGCUAGCCUGCUAACGUGGCUAACUUUGAUGCUUAGCCUGGACGCCGGUAGAGGAACACGAUUUAUAACCUUACCGGUAGCAUAACACCUUUGGGUGGACAAGUGUUUCUAAAUUUGCUUUUUGUGAUUACGGGCAGACGAAAACCAUUCUUUAGCUAACGCUAGCUAGCUACUAUACUUGCUAAGUGUCCUUGUAAGUCGCAGCCCUGCAUUCCAAAAAGGAAGACGAGUACUUCGCCAUGAGCUCCGAUGGGGACGGUGACAUGGAGAAUCAGGCUGAGCUGGAAGAAAAGACUAGGCUUAUAAACCAGGUGUUGGAGCUUCAGCACACUCUAGAAGACCUGUCGUCGCGUGUGGACGCAGUGAAGGAGGAGAACCUGAAGUUGAAGUCUGAGAACCAGGUUCUGGGUCAGUAUAUCGAGAACCUCAUGUCUGCCUCCAACGUGUUCCAGACCACUGACACCAAGAGCAAACGAAAGGGCUCUAAGGGUGCCCGGAAGGACAAAUGAGGCACAGCCACCUUUUGAGUUUUGACAUUCUGCAUCUCAUUGUCAGGUCAUGCUGUAAAUGUAUCUGUUGAAAUGUAAAGGUAUUGUAUGUCAGCAGCUAACAAGGCUCAGUAUCUCACAACAAUCUGGAACAUGUUCUUAUAGUUAACAUUAUAUUUCAAAUUCUGGCACACUCUGCUGGGGCCUGUUGUAGCCUGAUAUUCAGUUGACAUACAAAUCCCUAGAUUGAAGGUCAUUCCCUUUUUAAGGUCAAUCCAUUGAAUUGGAUAAGAGGAAUUUCUCUGGGAGAUUCUCAAUUUGGAAAAAGUCUGUCCUCUCCUCAAAUCCUCAGUCCUCCAUGAGCUGGAAACUGAUUAGUGGAGGAGUUUGCCCUUCUCCUUGAUUGCCUCCUCCAGCUGAUGAUACCCGGAUGUAUUCUCCCACCGGCUAACGAGGAAGUGUUUUCAAAUCCGGAGGAGAGGAAAACUAAUUAAGAAUCUCCCCAUAUAUGCUCCAUAGAAGUGAUUGUUGAGUUGACCCAGCUGCUAUACUCGUGCAGUAGUAGUGCCCCUGCUGGGGAACAUUAGCUGUGACCUGACUGAGCAAAUGCUACUCAUCAACUUGGUCACAUCUGUGAAUAUAAGUACGUCAGUAAUGUCAGACAAUGUUCUUGUUUGUAGAGAGUGGAGGUAACCUGUGUUUUUUGUCUGCUGUAAGGGUUGGGAAAAAAUGAGAAUUUGCCAAGCAGUUAAAUUCUUAUACACAUUCAAGAACGCUUUCAUGUUUGUUCUUUAUUAACAGCACAUAGUAACACAUGUACUGUAUAUACAUUUAGAGUGGCUGCUCUCCAGUGAUGUCCAUUGAAACUAGCAGUUCAGUACCAGAAACACAACAGAAGAUUUACAUAGAAAUCCACCUUUGGCAAAAAAGCUACUUGAGGAAUGAACAUGAUCUACAGCAUUUUGGCCAGAGACAUGAACUCACACACACUAUUACUAUUAUUAUUAUUGACACAAACAGUGUCAAUAAUACACUAAUACAAAUAAUUGCACCAGUCCAUAAUUUUUCUCACACACAACACAGUACAUUGCAUCCAUUACUCACCGAGGAUAUCAAUCCAUUCACCUCUCACUGAACCUAUCUUUCUUACACGAUCAUAGCCGUGUACAUGUUAAUCAUGUUUUCCCUCUAGAGAACUGAGACUAAAGCCACAGCUGAAAGCUGGUGCCCAGUACACAGUCUUCCACAAAUGUAGAAGUGCUCAAGUUGAUUGACAAACUCAU
This is a messenger RNA of Oncorhynchus gorbuscha (pink salmon), 1912 nucleotides long. RefSeq names its product short coiled-coil protein B-like. Gene Ontology annotation, cellular component: trans-Golgi network. Bases 381 to 650 code for a protein of 89 amino acids. The record is from RefSeq and is a predicted model, not a curated record. Lineage: Eukaryota; Metazoa; Chordata; Actinopteri; Salmoniformes; Salmonidae. The transcript is spliced from 5 exons.